This is a messenger RNA of Schistosoma turkestanicum, 852 nucleotides long. Lineage: Eukaryota; Metazoa; Platyhelminthes; Trematoda; Strigeidida; Schistosomatidae. The record is from the annotation of a GenBank genome assembly.
CAGAGUCUGCAUAAUUUCAAAAGAUGUGCAGUAACGUUGAAUUAAAGAAACCAGUUUUUGGUAGGGAGUGUGUUACACUGUCUUCUUGUGAAAAUGUUUCACAUGAUGAUGAUACAUAUUAUGUAGGAGAUGUUUCUACAAACAGUAUAAACAAAUGCAACUUGGAUGAGAAUUCAAGUGACUUACAAUCUGUCAAUCAAAUUUUGCCCAGAUAUUGUGAUACAAACUAUUACAGUUCACGUCCAGGUGCAUUCUUUCCCUGGCCCCAGAAUGUAGCAGGUAAAAUAAUAGGAAAGCGUAGUGGUCGAAAUUCGGCUCCUAGUGCUUUGCUUGGAAUCGAGAUAGAACACCGUCCGCCAACAAAUAUUCCAGGAUCGAUUAAAAUGGCGUUUGGUAGAGCUGCACCUGGCUAUUACGCACACAAAUCUUCAAAUAAAAAAACAUGGUUCGAUUCCGAUGUAUUGCACCAUCAUGUACCUAUAUUAAAAUUUGAUCCAUCUCCACGUAAUCUAGAUGACUAUAAAAAGUAUUAUGAUAAUUAUAAAGAAUGUUUGCAUAAUGUGAAUAAACUGACAGAAUAUCAAGAUAAAUAUUUAAUACAUACACCAUCGUUAAAAAAACCAACCCGUUAAUUAUUAUCUUUUAGCUUUGAGUAGAUUAUAUAAAAUUCAAUUUAUACAUAGAGUAAGUCAGUGAAUGGUUUGAUCUUUACGGAUGAUUAGAAAGUGUAAAAAGAAAAAAAACAAUCUUUGUGUUUCUUUUCAUUUUUGGUUUCCUUUCAUUGAUUAACUCGUGCUCAUUGUUCAAUGUAACAAGCAGUUUUUCAUGUGCAUUCUUAUAAAUAAAAAGUAG